Messenger RNA from Scatophagus argus, 3945 nucleotides. It is a transcript of the gene chrna6, whose product is annotated as cholinergic receptor, nicotinic, alpha 6. The transcript has 8 exons. The record is from RefSeq and is a predicted model, not a curated record. Bases 479 to 2050 code for a protein of 523 amino acids. Gene Ontology annotation, cellular component: neuron projection; synapse; postsynaptic membrane. Gene Ontology annotation, molecular function: transmembrane signaling receptor activity; acetylcholine-gated monoatomic cation-selective channel activity. Gene Ontology annotation, biological process: monoatomic ion transmembrane transport; signal transduction; nervous system process. NCBI's taxonomy places the organism in Eukaryota, Metazoa, Chordata, Actinopteri, Scatophagidae.
UUUCAUCGUUUCACAGUGAGAGUCUGCGCUGUUUUUACACAAUCUAAUCAAAACGUGAAACAACAGCAUUGUGGGAGCAGCAUUUGUCUUGACGUUUCUAAGCACCACUGCUAAACAUUCCUACGGAAAUUAGGCUUACAUUUGGAUUUAUCCUAUAUUCAUUUUCUCUUCUUGUCUUCCACGGAGUGAAAUUACACCUGUUAUCCUUCAGAGCAUUUGUUGGGACUGUUUUCCCCUCCCUGUUUGCAGUCCGCAUGGAUGCGCCAGAGGGGAGCUUUGCGCUCAUAGGGGAGGGACGAGCGCAAGUCAAGUUCGGAUCGGAUCAGGAAGGAGCGCACCGGCAGAGCGAGACAGACGGCACCAGGGGAGAGACGCGUGUUUACAUGCCAUUUCACGUUAUUUCUUCCUCCCGUCGAUCGAACCGACAAAGUUCCUUCCAAAAAAAGUGAAGAGGAUCCCCAAACGACGCGGGGGAGAGAUGCAGCAGGCAGCGGGAUGGACUUUCCUGCUUCUUCUCGUGGGUUUGAUGGCGCGAGACUGCUUUUCAUCCAAGGCAGAGGACCGGCUGUUCAGGAAACUCUUCAGAAGAUAUAACCAGUUCAUCAGACCAGUGGAGAAUGUCUCUGACCCUGUCACUGUGGAGUUUGAGGUCUCCAUCUCACAGCUGGUCAAAGUUGAUGAGGUGAAUCAGAUCAUGGAAACAAAUUUAUGGCUCAGACAUAUUUGGAAUGACUACAAGCUGCGAUGGAUACCCGCAGAUUUUGACGGCAUUGAGUUCAUUAGAGUUCCGUCAAACAAGAUCUGGAGGCCUGACAUUGUGCUCUACAACAAUGCUGUAGGUGACUUCCUGGUGGAGGAUAAAACCAAGGCUCUGCUGAAGUUUGAUGGAACAAUCACAUGGAUUCCUCCAGCCAUUUUCAAAUCCUCCUGUCCCAUGGACAUUACCUACUUCCCCUUUGACUAUCAGAACUGCUCCAUGAAGUUUGGUUCCUGGACUUAUGACAAAGCCAAGAUUGACCUGGUACUUAUUGGCUCUAAGGUGAACCUGAAAGACUUCUGGGAGAGCGGUGAAUGGGAAAUCAUUGACGCUCCAGGCUACAAGCAUGAUAUCAAGUACAACUGCUGUGAAGAAAUCUACCCAGACAUCACCUACUCCUUCUACAUUCGGCGCCUGCCACUCUUCUACACCAUCAACCUCAUCAUCCCCUGCCUCCUCAUCUCUUUCCUCACAGUGCUGGUUUUCUAUCUCCCGUCAGACUGUGGAGAGAAGGUCACGCUCUGUAUCUCCGUCCUGCUCUCCCUCACUGUGUUCCUGCUCGUUAUCACGGAGACCAUCCCCUCCACGUCUCUGGUCAUCCCGCUCAUUGGAGAGUACUUGCUCUUCACAAUGAUCUUCGUCACACUCAGCAUCGUCAUCACUGUGUUCGUGCUGAAUGUACACUACCGCACGCCAAUGACCCACACUAUGCCGGGUUGGGUGCGCUCUGUGUUUCUCAAAGUGCUGCCAAGGAUUAUGCUGAUGCGGAGGCCAAUUGAUGAAGACAGCAAGACUCGGGGGUUGGACAACAGUGGGGAGGCAGGAGGAGUCGGAGGGGGAGGAGGAGGUGGAGGAGGGAAAGGAGGGAAGAAAAGAAAGAAUAGCUUGAUGCAGCAGGUUGGAGGGGGCUCCCUCAACUGUCUGGACUUUGGGGACAAUAAGCUAUCGUCCUUGGAGGGGUGCACUGGGAAGAAAUGCCCUUGCCCCUGCCAGCAUGGGAAGGAGACCCCAGAAACACCUGAUAUGGGGAAGGCGUCACGUCAACUGAGUCCACAGAGCAUCAAUACUGUGGUGGCCUUUUCUGUGGUGUCACCUGAGAUCAAACAGGCCAUCGAGAGCGUCAAGUACAUCGCUGAGAACAUGAGGAGUCGCAACAAGGCCAAAGAGGUGGAGGAUGACUGGAAGUAUGUUGCCAUGGUGAUCGAUAGAAUCUUCCUUUGGGUGUUUGUGACUGUGUGCGUCCUGGGAACCAUAGGCCUUUUCCUCCAGCCUCUUUGUGGCUUUGUCUCAUAACUGCUGGUCGAUUGGGGUUCACCGCCACCCUGUGUCCACCAUUCCUGAACAAAUGACCAACUCUCAGUUCUCAGUUGACCAAUCACAAGACAGAGUUUGAGUCCUGAAGCACUGUUUGGUGUGCUGGCUUUGCUUUUAGUCUUUUGCAGAGAUUAGUAGUCAAAAAUUUCGAAGGUAAGAAAAUUUUAAAAUUGUGCAAUAGAUACAAAGAUUUUAUUACCUUCAUUUAAUGACUUUUAAGGCUCCUUAUUUUGCCUAAAAAUCAUUGCCAUAGAACCUACAUAAACUUCCUACAACCUGUGUUCUUUCAGCUUUCCUGACCAUUUGAACAAGUAUAAGAAAAUAAAUUUUAUUUUGAUGUAUCUAGUUCACAGGAAUUAAAAGUAUCCUGUUAGGUUUGUCACGGUAAAGUCUAAUUGUUGGAAGUACUCAGAUCAUUUAUUUUAGUAAAAGUACCAAUACCAGAGUAAACUACAAGUAAAAAUCCAUUAAGGAAAUUGUUGUCAAAAUUGUUAUUAAAGUGAUGUACACACAUCACUUUCAUAUUGCAGCAGGGCUAAUAUUUUAUAUUUCAUUUACAUUUUAAAUGCAUAAUAUUUAUUAUAUUGUGGGGUAUUUCUCCCUGUGGAUCAAUAAAGUCUUGAUAUAACACUGUCCUAAUUUACUCUUUCAUUAUAUUUUGUAUUAUGUAAAUCUGAAUCCGAAAAGUAACUUGAAGCAUCAUCAUAUCAUAUCAUCAUACAAAUGUAGAGGAGUAAAAAAAUACAAUAUUUCCCUCUGAACUGCAGUGGAGCAGAAAUAUAAAGCAGAAGAAAGUGGAAUACAAAUACCUCAAAAUUGAUAGAAAUAACAAAUUGAAUAAAAUACUUGUAUGUACUGACUUUCCAGCACUCUGAGUUACAGCAGCCUGGCCACCACAAAGCACUGUUGUGGUUUGCUUUUUAGUUCUGUUGUAUAGCUGCUACAAAUUCAACAUGUUGUUCUCAUGGAACUAUGGCAUAAUAAUUGCUUAUAAAUCAUUAAGAAUUCAGAUUCAGGCUUAAUUUCAAACAAAUAUAUCCUUACCGCAUUUUACAAUGUUGAUUCCUGAAUGGUUUGAAAUAGGUAUUCUUGACUGGGAACAAAACUUGGCACAUCCAGUAGUCCUUCAGGACUGGACCUUUAGAAUUCAACAGAUGUUAACCAACUGGGAACAAGUAUGCAUGACACAUAAACUCCAUCAUACUGGACUCAGCGACGCAGCAGCCAGUUAACUCUCCCCACACUGAAGAGGUUGAUGACUGUCAUACCCCUCCCCAGUCUGAGUCAUCAAGCUGCUCACUGUCAGAGGCAAUUGUUCUCACUGCUUUUUGUGUCAUUUCCAAUUAGAGUUCAGAUUUCUGGCGCACUUGGCAGCUCUUUUAACAAAUAAGGGCAGACUUAUUUCUUUUUUCUUUUUUUUCUUUUUGUAAUUAGACUCCAUGUGUUUAUAAAUGUUCUCUUUGAUUAAUGUUCCACAAGGUAAUUGGUUGGCCUGGUAAAUAUUGGAUUAAAUGGUACUUGAUUAGUUGCUCCUGAAAUAGCAUUGCAUUUAUUAAUUCAUGAGAGGGUUUUAUCAUCCAAUUCCAUGCCUAUUAGUUUAAUCUUUAUUUCUCGUCACUUUUGAUUAAGUUUAAUUUUAAGAGCAAACAUGCAGUGCAAGAAACAUGCAUGACAGAAAUUUUGAUUGCUUCAACCACAACCAUAUUGCUCUCAGAUUACAACACUGUAAGGAUAUCGCUUCCUUUGUUUAAUCUAAUUUAUCUGUAACUCUUUUGGUUAUAUGAUGCAUCAGAAAUGCACAACUCAUGCUGAAGUUAGCAAACAUGUUUGUAUAAAUGAUCUUUGCCUUUCUUUUGUCUUACUGUCUUUGAACU